This is a messenger RNA of Pistacia vera, 1659 nucleotides long. RefSeq lists its product as uncharacterized. Gene Ontology annotation, biological process: methylation. The coding region runs from base 1 to 1659 and encodes 552 amino acids. The record is from RefSeq and is a predicted model, not a curated record. The transcript is spliced from 3 exons. Gene Ontology annotation, molecular function: nucleic acid binding; methyltransferase activity. Lineage: Eukaryota; Viridiplantae; Streptophyta; Magnoliopsida; Sapindales; Anacardiaceae.
AUGGAAAGGAAGAUGAUGGAUGCAGUGAGUGGAGGUGCCAUAAUGAACAAAACUCCUUGUGACGCUAGAGAUUUGAUCUCCAUCAUGGUCGCUAACUCACAACAAUUUGGAUUUAGGCAGGAUACAUCUCCAAUAAGGGUGAAUGAGUUAGCUGUAGGAAAUAUGCAACAAGUGAAAGCUUGUGGAAUUUGUGCUAGCAUCGGUCAUCUAACUAACAUGUGCCUUACACUUCGAGAUGAUUCCUAUGAGCAUGCCAAUGUAGCUGGAGGAUUUCCAAGCCUACCACAAAGGAAAUACGAUCCUUAUUCAAAUACCUAUAAUCCAGGAUGGAGGGAUCAUCCCAAUUUCAGCUAUGGAGCAAGACCACCAUUCCAACACUUUCAGCCUAGACCACCUGCUCCACCACCACAACAAACCUCCACAAGUUCAGUUACCUUGAUGAGAAGCGGGAAGGAGUUGAAGGAACCCAGUAAGGCAGCAUGUGGAGAAGAAAUUGAAAAAGAAGUAGUUGCUCCUCAACCUCAAACUGACCAGCCUAGAGGACUCGAUAGUGAACAACCAAAGGCAUUAGUGAAAAAUCCUCCCUUUUCUACUAGAUUGACUAAAUCCAAGAAAGAAGAGGAAGAGAAGGAAAUUCUUGAAACUUUUCGCAAGGUUGAGGUAAAUAUUCCCUUACUUGAUGCAAUUAAACAAGUGCCUCGAUAUGCUAAAUUUCUCAAGGAGUUGUGCACCAACAAGAGGAAGUUGAAAGGUAAUGAAAAGAUAAGUAUGGGGGAAAAUGUUUCAGCCAUCCUCCAGAAAAAAUUACCUCCAAAAUGCAAGGACCCAGGUAUGUUUACUAUCCCUUGCAAACUAGGUGAUGUUAGGAUUGAGAAAGUAAUGCUAGAUCUAGGAGCUUCAAUAAAUGUCAUGCCUCUCUCUAUUUAUUCAUCUUUGAAUAUUGGUCCAUUAAAAGAAACAGGUGUGAUUAUUCAACUUGCUGAUAGAUCUAAUGUAUAUCCUGAAGGAGUCGUGGAGGAUGUCUUAGUACAAGUUAAUGGGUUGGUCUUUCCUGCCGAUUUUUAUGUUCUUGACAUGGAAGAAGAUGACUCUUCUAAUUCAACACUAAUGUUAUUAGGAAGGCCAUUUCUAAAAACAUCUAGGACAAAAAUUGAUGUGCAUGAUGGUAUACUCACAAUGGAAUUUGAUGGUGAAAUUAUUAAAUUCAAUAUUUAUGACUCCAUAAGGUUCCCUAAUGAUGUGUCUUCUGUUUUUGUUAUGGAUGUUACUGACCCGUGGGUGCAGGAACAAUUACAAAGGAAAUUACAAUUGCAAGAGUUAGAGGAAAUCCGCAAUGAUGCCUAUGAAAGCUCGAGAAUAUACAAAGAAAAGACCAAAGCCUUUCAUGAUCAACUAAUUUCUACGAAAAAAAUUUCUAUUGGUGAAAAAGUUUUACUUGAUCACUCUGGACUGAAGUUAUUUCAUGGUAAAUUACGUUCUAGAUGGGUAGGUCCUUUUAUUGUUACUAAUGUAUUUCCUCACGAUGCAGUUGAAAUACAAAGUUCGGAUACAGGUAAAACUUUUAAGGUCAAUGGUCAUCAUUUGAAACCUUUUUAUGAAGGUUUUCAAGUGUAUAAUGUUGAUCAAAUUAUUUUGGAAUGUCCGACUUAUGGCGAUUAA